Coturnix japonica (Japanese quail) is the source of this 1978-nucleotide messenger RNA. RefSeq names its product coiled-coil domain-containing protein 183. Lineage: Eukaryota; Metazoa; Chordata; Aves; Galliformes; Phasianidae. The record is from RefSeq and is a predicted model, not a curated record.
CUGUGGUAGCCAUGGUGAUUGGAUUCUCAGCAGCGUCGUUGCUUUUUGGAGCUCAGUAAUUUCUUAGAGGUUGCUCCGUGCCCUGCAGACGCAGAGGGGAAGGGGCUGUGGGUGCUGUGCUUGAGCUGUCGGGGCAGCAGGAAACCAGGAGAUGUGAGAAGGCUGGCGCAGGUUGUGCGGUGCCCGGAGGAGCCAUGGUGCUGGUUCUGUUUGAGGUCACAGCCAGGCAGUGACACUCUCCAACAGACAGAGGCUGCAGUAACUGUCAACACACGCUGAACCUGAAGGCAGAGCUGCUGGCACCAUGCUGAGCCGCAGGGCAGACAUGAACCAGCAGAUCCAGGAGCUGCGCUACAUCAUCGCCUUGCAAGAGAAAGGGAAGACGUUUUCCAGGCAGUUGUGUGAGGAAAAGCUAAACCAGAACAAAAAGCUGCUUUCCCAGCUGCAUGAGGCAUUGCAGGAGGACAUCCAUGCGCUGGACGUCGCCCAGAAGUAUGACCAGCGCAUCAUCGCUAAGUUCAGCAGAAAGCAGAAGUACUUGUGUGGCAAAACUGCGCAGGGAGCCCAAGAGAAGCUCCGGAGCAGCAUCUUCAACCAGGUGAACUCCUGCAAUGCGCUGCUGCACGAGGUCAAGCAGCGGAGCCAGGCCCGGGAUGUGCUGCAGUGGCGGCUGCAGCAGCUGCUGGAUGAGAGGAUCGCUGACAAGCGGCUCCAGGAGCAAGUGCAGACGAUUCGCCAGCUGGAGAACAACAUUGAGAAGAUGUACAUGAAAAUCCACGCCGGGCAGAAGGUGACGGUGCUGUACCUGGCACUGCGGGAUGUCCUGAAGAAGGAGCUGGACUAUCUGCUUUUGCAUCUGGAUCUCGUACACAUCUUGGCUGGGGCGUAUCAAGUGGAGGUGCCGGACAGGGAGCUUUUGGCUUCGGUUGCUCUCAAAUCCAGUGAGAUCAGCAGGAGGGACCUGACCAUGCUGGAAGCCCGGUUCAUGGAAGAGGAGGAGUUCAGACACCACACCCUGUCUACCCAGAAGGUGCAAACCGACUGGCUGUGGCUCAAGGAAGCGAGCAAAAAGCACACGAGAGGGCAAGGCAGGUAUGACCUGGGUGUGGACUUCCCCUCCAUGCUGGCGCAGGACUCAGCGCUGGGCUACCAGCUGCAUGCCACCAGGUCGCAGAUUGAGCACGAGUCCUUUGUGACGGCGGAGGUGGAGAAAGCCAAGGCUGCGGUGCAGUGCUCCCGUGUCUGGGACAUCACCAGCAAGCUGCUGGCACAGCAGAAAUCCACAGCAGAGCUGGAGGAGCACAUCAGGGCCUGCAAGGAGAAGCGGCGGGCGCUGAAGGACACGCUGCAGGAGCUGGAGCUGAAGCAUGCGGAGCUGAAGUUUCACCAGCCCCCAAGUACUAUCAGCUGCAAGAAGCUGGAGGCAGAGCUGCGGGAGCGCCUGCAGCAGGAGGAGGCCCGGCUGGAGGAGGUACGAGCCCAGUACGUGAGGAACCAGGAGCUGCUGCUGCAGUUUGAGAACGGCGUCGACAACCUUGUCAUCCGUCUGCAUGGCAUCGACGUGCCUGACCAGGAUCUCCCCGUCGAGUUCAAAGGGGUAGAUGAGAAGCUGCAGUACUGCAGGCAGAAGCUGCAGCACCUGGCUCAGCGUGUGAGCUCCCUGUCUGCCCACGUUUACAGCUCUGACGAGGACAAUGAGACUUUUGUGAAGGUCAGGAAUUUAUUGGAGAAAACGACUGCAAAAGAGCCAUGGAACAUGAAGAUUCCCUUGGAGGACAAGGGCUCUGGGAUGCAAGCUCCCUCUGAUUUUGUUGAUGAGGACCAGGACCAGGUUCUCACCCGGGAGGACAUCAAGAAGCAGGGGCUGCACCUGAUAGAAAGCAAGAUGAGAAUCAAGAGGAGAUCGUGAUUGCUGCCCCUGAGUUUUUGAUGCCUCUCCUUUUCCCAGCAGGUUUAAUAGAGCAGAGCUUUCUCGUUC